Messenger RNA from Xenopus laevis (African clawed frog), 1092 nucleotides. RefSeq names its product gametocyte specific factor 2 L homeolog (gene gtsf2.L). Lineage: Eukaryota; Metazoa; Chordata; Amphibia; Anura; Pipidae. The record is from RefSeq and is marked provisional. Gene Ontology annotation, cellular component: cytoplasm.
CCUUGGGGCUGUGUUAAGAAAACCGGGACGUUUGGGCUGCAAUAUGGAAUUUGAUGAACUGAUGCAGUGCCCAUAUGACAAAAAUCAUAUGAUUCGGCCCAGCCGGUUUCCCUACCACCUUGUUAAAUGCAGAGAGAAUAAUCGUGCAGCAGCUAAAAUUCUAGCAACUUGCCCAUAUAAUGCCCGCCACAGAGUCCCUAAACAGGAGCUUGAUCUGCACAUGGCCAGCUGUGAAUACAGGGUGACCAUGGAGCCCAUUUCUGCUGCAUUUUCACAUCAGAAGGUGGAGACCUCAACAUGGCAAAGCCCUCCUUGUGAAGAGGUCUGGGAAACUGACGAAGAUCCCGUGUCAAGGCCAAAGCCCUUUAUUUUAAAUGAUUUUACUCCUUCUCAGCCUUUUAAUAUGUCAGAAGGUGAUGGAAAUAUGCCGUAUACUGGAAUAAGCAGCAACUACAGACCUGAAGUCCAACCUAUGAAUUCAGUCAUGCAAGUAAAGCAAAAUCAACCUGAACCUGAGCCUUUUACGACCAGUGAGCGAAACUAUGAUCCACGAUCCAAGGAACCACCCAAUCCAAAGCAACCUGCAGUGAAUGGCUACAAACCUGCAACUACAAAUACAAACCCAUGGUGCAGGCAAACGGGAGGAUCGAGGGGAGCUGCUCCUCCAAAGUUGGGGGCUAAAUCCUCAGAUGAGGGGCCAAGAAAUAAGGAAUUUCCCACUCCAAAGGCGAACUUGAUGAAUGAGUACGUACCUGUAGCAGCAAAUGCAAAUCCAUGGUGCAGGCAACCAGGAGGGUCCAGUGCUGCUUCAGAACCUUUGGGUGUUGACUCCUUCGAUGAGUGGCCAUGCCUUGGACGCCAGCCAUGGGUUAGAAAGUAAAUCUUCACUUUAAAAACAGGACUUUCAUCUGAACCUGUUCCUGACUUGUCCGACUCCUGGAUUUUUAAAAUUUGUUGUGAAGUUGCCAUUUAGUAUUUUUGUACAAAAUUUUAACAGCCUUCAUUUUUACAUAUUAAGCUUUUUAUCACAAAUAUAAUACUAAUUUACUUGAAUGUUAUUUGUUAACCAAUAAAUAUAAUCGAUUCAAUAUA